ACACCGACUGAUAUUCGGCCGGUCGACCUCUUGACGGGCACACACAAGUACUUAUGUCCUCUGGACAGAAUAUUUUCAAGCCGAGUUUGUUUACGUUGAUUUUGAUGGUUUUACUAGUGCAUAAUUGAUUUAUACAGUGGCUUUGUGGGCGAGCCAUCGAUCAAAAGUUGAGUUUCCGAGGAAAAAGUGUCAAUUUUCAAGAAUUUACGAGUGUUUACAUUUCACACAUGCUCCUCAAAAUGGCAAUGUAUUCAGUUUAUAACGCAGUGAUUAUAUUAAUGUUUAGUUCGUUCAGGCCUGAAGCACAUAAUUAUUACGCCAAUCGUGACCGAAAAACCGAACAGGACUGCGAUGUGAAAGUGCCAAGUGUUAUAAUUUUAUUUUAGGAUAAUAUGAGUACGUUUAAUGUCGCAGACAAUAAGGCACAUUUGAAAGAGGAUUGCUUUAUCAACCGACAUGUAAAUGCUAAGCGGAAUUUAAUUACUUUAUCGAAUCAAUGGAAUUUCGAUUUUACUCUGAUGAUACGUACAUGGCCUUUUAUUUCGUCGGAUCAAUUUAAGAAUUUUAUCGUCGCAAUAAUAAAGUGAUUUUAGUAUUUAUUGUGAUGAUUCGUCUUUCCCUGUUUUUGCAUGAACCGGAGCAUGAUAGCUUUAAUUAAAAUUAUCCUGGAUCAUAAAAUUGCGAGGAGUUCUCUAAUUUCAAACAAUCACAAAUUCAAUCGCGUUAAAACGAUCAAAAAAAAAAUAACUUUCAAAUGCAACGAUUCUAGCUUUGUUGAAAAUGACGGCACCGGCCGUAAGAGGCGAUCGGACCUCGUGGCGGAUUACGAUCUUGACGGACUUGAUUCGGACGAUCAUUCGGCGAUCAGCAUAUACGAUUCCGAUCUAGAAGAGCCUUGUGUGCGAGAAUUCAUGCCAGAGUUGACGACUGCUGACAAAUCAAUGGUACAAUCCACCAAUACAACAGUGCAGAAUUGGGUAAAUACUGCAGCGAUAGAAUCUGGAGUACAGCCUACUGCUUAUACGUCGGUAAACUCGGCCCACUCUUUUAACCGCGAAGAUGCUCAUUUUCUAAGUUCGUCGCUGGAUUCAUCCAAUGUUUCAAACGUUGACGCAGCGAACGGCGAAAAGAAAAAAAAGCGAAAACGAGUAGUUGCGAUAAGGAAUCUCUACGCAUAUCAUUGCAUCGCUUGUAAGCAAAAUUUCAAGAAAAUAAAUCGUCUAAAGAAAACUCAUUGCGACAAUUGCGAGAGCGAAUUAUUACUUCAAUGUUUGACUUGCCAUUCGAACUUCAAAAACUACAAUAAUGUGUACAGUCACUUGAGGGACAAUCAUGCUCUCGUAUGGCAAAGAAACCGGGAUAAGGAAAACGACUCGAAUGUUUUGAAUAAAUCGUUGCCGCGUAGCAGUGGUAUCUUAGAGCAAGCAAAUUCCAGCAAAGUCGAUGAGAGCAUUCCAUCUGUCGCAGAGCGUGUUAUGGACACGACACCAGCUAUUAACGAAAGCAAAUCCGCCGAGUCGAUGAAUAAAGAGGAAAUCUGCCCAACAUGCGGGGAAAUCCGCGUCAACGAAAGUACAAGUUUCUGUUUUGAUGAAAAAAUCUUCCGGUGCUAUAGCUGCGUCACCCGAGGUCUCGACUUUAGAUGCUGCCACCAGAACACUUUGCAACGCCACAUCGCUACUGAGCACAAGGGCGCGAGACGGGUACUACACUCUAAGGCUGACUACUGUGGACAAUAGCAUUCGCUUGACUGAUCACGCAAUGAAAAAUUUAUAGUUUAAUACUUAACGAGGGAUUCAUACGUUACAGAUCUGAAUGUCCUGAUAGGUUAAGUCGUUCUGCACACUGCAACGACUGGUUGGUCAUGUUGUCACGAAAUUUUCUUUUUAAUCUCACAUUUUAUUGAUUUUAUUACGAUGAUUUUCUCAUUAGUAUAUUGUAUAUAUUUUAAAGAUAUCGUAGUAAACGCUGCAAAAAUUAUAUUGCAAUGAGAAGUAGCGAAAGUAAUUAUUUAAACAAAAUCCGAACUCACUUAUUGUCGCAUAUUAUAAAAUACAGAAAUAAGUAAUUGCUUUUUUUGAUUCCAUAAUGGCUUAAUGUGUUGGUUUGGACUUUGUUAAAAUUUAAGAACUUUCAUGAUUGUAUAGUAUCCUAUUAUAUGUAAAAUAAUUAAGUACAUUUUUUAACACUUUUAAUUAUCAACAAGACAUUGAUGGGUGAUCUGAA
Nasonia vitripennis (jewel wasp) is the source of this 2226-nucleotide messenger RNA. RefSeq lists its product as uncharacterized. Bases 630 to 1739 code for a protein of 369 amino acids. The transcript is spliced from 9 exons. Lineage: Eukaryota; Metazoa; Arthropoda; Insecta; Hymenoptera; Pteromalidae. The record is from RefSeq and is a predicted model, not a curated record.